Molecule: messenger RNA, 2108 nt
Organism: Galleria mellonella (greater wax moth)
Lineage: Eukaryota; Metazoa; Arthropoda; Insecta; Lepidoptera; Pyralidae
Exons: 1
Coding region: 12-779 (255 amino acids)
Molecular function (GO): oxidoreductase activity
Source: RefSeq, a predicted model, not a curated record
UCUGAACAGUCAUGAGCUUUGCAAACAAAGUGGUUAUAGUGACUGGAGCCAGUUCCGGCAUCGGCGCGGCCGCUGCAGUGCUGUUCGCUAGAGAAGGUGCCUGCGUGGUGAUGGUGGGCAGGAACCAAAGCAAGCUGAGCAAGGUCGCCGAGCAGUGUGCCCGCGAUGGACAAGCACCGCUCGUUAUCAGGGCUGAUGUAACUAAUGAUAACGAUGUCAAGAGAAUUGUCGAUGAAACCAUCAAUAAGUUUGGAAAGAUUGACGUUUUGGUUAACAACGCUGGAAUAAGUGUAUUUGGUAGUAUUUUAAAGGGUGAUAUAUUAAAAGCAUACGACGAAACAAUGCUAGUGAAUCUGCGUGCGGUCGUUCACCUUACCACUUUAGCUGCACCUCACCUUGUCAAAACUAAAGGUAAUAUUGUGAACAUAUCUAGUAUAGCAGGAAAGAUGGCGCCGGGGGUAACAUUUAUACCCUAUAAUACUUCUAAAGCCGCAUUAGAUCACUUCACUCGUGGUGCUGCUCUGGAGUUGGCAGCUUCAGGUGUAAGAGUGAAUGGUAUCAGUCCAGGGCCGGUGAUAACAGAUUUUUUGGACAAUAAUAAAAUCAGCAAUUUAGGACUAACUUUUGACACUAUGGGUGCCUCUGUGCCACUUAAUAGGUGUUCUCAACCUGAAGAGAUUGCUGAAUUAAUUCUAUAUUUAGCAAGCGACAAGGCAAAAGGUAUCACGGGAUCCGACUUUGUUUCCGACAAUGGAGGUAUGUUACGAUUUAGAAUGUAAUACAAAAUAAACUAUAAUUUUGUAUGUAUUUAUGUAAUUAUUAACAGGGGCUUGUACAUUCAUAAGGUGUCAUCCUGUGAAGGUGAAUUGGAAGCCACUUGAGUUGAUUACGGAAAUCAGAGAUGUGGUCAUAUUUGCGAAGAUUAAAUAUAAACCGUAUAUAAAUAUUUUGAAGUUGUUCAAGUUUAUUUAAUUGAUCUUCUGUAAUAUUAACAUAACAAGAAUCGGCGUCAUCUAGUCAUACAGUUUUGGUACUGAUUGGUAGAAAAUUUUACAGACGAUUGGGACUACCUAUAGACGUAAAUAUUUUACAACUUAACUGAGAUAUUUGAUGUGACCAGGCCAGUGCUUGUUCGAAAUGUACUUCAAGAUUUUUAAAUGACCAUUAAAAAUAACCGAUGGGAGAUUAAAUGAGUUUAAUUUAGAUAUGUAGUGAGGACUACCAAUAAUAAUGCAUUGUGGUUUAGACGGAUUUACAGUGAGGCCGUUUGCUUUGCUCCAGUCGAAUAUACGGGAGAGAUCUUCGUUUAUGAUACAAAUUGCAUCAGUAAUGUUACUGAUACUGGCUUCAGGUUUAAGAGGUAUUAAAGUUUUCUAAACAUUUCUUAAUGUAAUUAAUUUAAUCAAUAACAUUUAUUGUAAGAUUUUUUGUUUAAAUUUUAUUUAAUACUAGCUAUAUCCCAUGGCAAAGUUAGAACUUGUAUUCCAACUUUGCCGCGGGAAAUUAAAAUUAAUAUUACGUAACUAUUUUAUUCAUCCAAUAAUUUUAUUGUAAUAAAUUGCUUAUUUAUAUGACCACAUACUAAAUUAAUAAUAAAAAAAAACAAUAUAGUACAUUAUUAAGUAAAUACAUGUAGUGACCAUAAUAAAUGUAAUAAAAAUAUUGUACAACCAUCGGGUUACUUAUUUAUAUUUAUUAUUAUUAUAAGUCGUCGUAAAAUAUUAUUAUUAAACGACCCUAUCAGGUCGACCUUCACACAGUUCCUGCUGGAAACCAUUGUGGUUAAUUCUUGUGGAAUUUAUCACGAUGAGCUAACUGACCUACCUUCAUUCUCACCUAUCAUCCCUCACUGGUGCCUCGCCAGCGUAUACCGACAGGCAGGGUUACCAUUCCAUUAUCAACUAUUAAAAAAGAACUCUGCUACUAAUGGCACAAAUCCUUAUUUCAUAAUUUCGAUCCAUUUUGUAUUGAAAAUUUAAAUAGUUUAAUAUUAUCGUACAGUAGAAAAAAUAUUUUUAACAGAUAGCCUGCAUAGAAUUGUAUAGAAUCAUAGUAUAGAAAUCAAUGUAAAUAGUUUUAAAUUUAAGAAAUAAAGAUUUGGUCCUAUA